AUGGGGUCGAUUGAUGACGAUAUUAUCUUAGCAGCUGCAUCAUUUAUAAUUUUGAGUAAAAAAAAGAAACGAAAACAUAAAUAUUGGGUACGACCAAGCCUCAUAGGAAGAAACACACAUGGAGGAAUUGAGUUAAUAAAUGCUUUGAGAAAAGAUGAUUUGUUAGCAGGACGUAUUGAAGACGGACAAAUAAGAAACUUUCUCCGUAUGACUGAUUCCGAUUUUGAGUGGUUGCUCAAUCUUGUUGGACCAAAAAUUACAAAAAAUGACACUAAUUUUAGAAAAGCCAUCACACCUACCGAACGCCUACUAAUUACUUUAAGAUUUUUGGCUACCGGAGAUUCCUACACUUCAUUAAUGCAUUUAUUUAGGAUUUCAAAGCAAGCGAUUUCAAAAAUUGUACCAGAAGUAUGUAUAGCAAUAUGUGAAGUUCUUGGCGAUCAAAUAAAAAUGCCUGGAACUGCUGAAGAGUGGAAAGUAGUGGCAACACAGUUUAAUAAUCUAUGGAAUUUUCCACAAUGUACAGGAGUUAUGGACGGAAAACAUAUUAUGAUUCAAUCACCAGAACACAGUGGAAGCGAUUACUUUAAUUACAAAUCGUUUUUUAGCAUUGUGCUUUUUAUUGUUGCUAAUGCAAAUUACGAAGUGUUGUAUAUGAAUGUUGGCUGCCAGGGACGCAUAUCGGAUGGUGGUGUUUACGAAAAUACCCAGUUCAAAAGAAUGUUGUCCGAAUGUAAACGUAAUCUACCUAAUAAUGAAAAGCUUCCUGGUAGAGCCAUGGCUGUUCCUUAUGUUUUUCUGGGUGACGAUGCUUUUCCAUUGUCACCAAAUUUGAUGAAACCUUAUCCAGGUACCCAAGAAAAAGGAUCACAGGGAAGAAUAUUUAAUUAUAGACUAUCAAGAGCGCGAAGGGUAUCAGAGAAUGUGUUCGGAAUAUUAUCUGCACGAUUUCGAGUUUUCAGAAAAAUAAUGUUACUUGAACCAACGAAAGCGGAGACAAUUGUGACUGCUUGUAUUUGUUUACAUAAUUAUUUAAGAAAAAAAAAUCAAGGACCACCUACACUCCACCUGGAACUUUCGAUUCUGAAGACAAAGACAGUGGUAAUAUUAUUUCUGGAGCUUGGAGGAACGAGAUGCAAAACAAUAUGCCAUUCCAUAGUUUCGAUAAGAGAGCUCGGAAAUCAAGUAGUGCUGCGAAAGAUGUGAGACAAGAAUUUGCAGAGUUUUUUAUGACCGCACAAGGGAACAUUCCUUGGCAAAAUGACUAUUAACAAAUUAUAUAAAGUAACGAAACAAACAGCAAGAAAAUUAAUUAAUGCAUUAAUAAUAUUAAUUUUAUGAAGUUAUUUUAUUUUUUUUAAGUUAGAAGUUAACUAACUUUCUACUAACUGCUAAAUUACUAGAAUAUGAUACGUUAUGAUCCUCUUUCAAUCGUAGUUAUUCAUAGCUUAUAAAUCGUAAAAUAAAUACAAUAUUGUUGCAUA
Messenger RNA from Diabrotica virgifera virgifera (western corn rootworm), 1484 nucleotides. RefSeq lists its product as uncharacterized. The coding region runs from base 1 to 1206 and encodes 401 amino acids. The transcript has 2 exons. The record is from RefSeq and is a predicted model, not a curated record. Lineage: Eukaryota; Metazoa; Arthropoda; Insecta; Coleoptera; Chrysomelidae.